AUUGUUUUUAAUGCAUGAAUUCUUGUUCUGUCCUUUUGCAUGUAGGGAUUCGGGUUUGUAACCUUCGCUAACAGUAGCGACGCAGAGAGAGCACGAGAACGAAUCAAUGGCACUAUGGUUGAGGGGCGCAAGAUUGAGGUGAAUAAUGCAACGGCUCGUGUUCAAACAAAAAAAACACCAACUCCAGUUGUGCCCAAUGUUUGUGUUCAAUGGCCGGAAGGCUAUAGAAUGUCGAUGACAUCGAUGGCAUGGCCAUUUCUGAGUUCGAUGAGAAAUGGGGCAUCUGUUUCACCAGCUACAUCACAAGCAACUGCACACUUAACACCUGCUCAACAACUUUUAUUGGCUCCACGAGCUGUUCAUAGACGAAGUGUCUACUACGAUCCAUUCUUGGUUGCAGCAGCCCAACAGGUUCAAGCUCAAGCUCAAGCUCAAGCUCAAGCUGCAGCAAAUUCUAUUCAAGCAGCUCAAGUUGAUCCCAACUAUCGUCUUCAGAUUGAUUCGAAAUCUAAAAUCAUACAGGCACAAGCAUCAAAUCCAUUAAUAAAUAAAACAACCAUGACUCAAGCAGCGGCAGCGGCAGCGGCCAAUAAUGUGCAGGUUGCACAUGUCGCACAAGCACAAGCACAAGCACAGGCUCAAGCACAGGCACAGGCUCAGGCUCAGGCGCAAGCAGCACAACAAGCGGUUGUUGCUGGACAACAAAAUGCACUAAUCGCUCAUGCACAGCAACAACAAGCCGCAUAUGCAAUUCCGGCAGCUACAUUGAAUGCAGGAAUUUCAGGCAUGCGAGCAGCAUAUGGUGCAGCAGCCACGGCUGCCGCAGCAACAGUUCCAAAUCAUAGUUUGGCAAACUACGCAAUGGCAGCUGGGUAAGUUCUUUUGAACCUUUGGACUAUGACUCCUAAUCAUCGAGGAUAACAUUUUUCAACGUGGGAAACAUUGUUCAUCAUUGUCUCAUUUAUUUUCUUUGACUUUCAUUUAUUAUCCUUGACAUUUUGAUAUGAUUGACAUAUAUUCGUGAUUUACCACAUGAGCAUUCCUUUUAAAUAUAUAAAUUCUUUCGGAAUAAAGAAGCGUCAAAUUCAAAUUCUAUACCUUUUUUAUAAAAUAAUAAUAAUAUAUAGAUGUCCAAUUAACAUCGAAAUAUUAACAUAUCUUAUUACUAAAUACGAAAAAUCCUUUAUUAACUAUUAACAACCAAUCAUACUACGCAUAAUAACAUGAGAAGUAGUAUUAAGAUCGAUGUUAAUAGCGAGUAGUAGUAUGUUUAUUAUCUAUUAAGAUGUCGAAGUUAAUACGCGCCAUUUGCAAUUUUGCACAGCAAAAUACAAGUGUGAGUUGUGUGUUAGUAGAAUGUCGAUUGUAAACAAGUGUGAAUGCAAGGGU
Contarinia nasturtii (swede midge) is the source of this 1389-nucleotide messenger RNA. RefSeq names its product regulatory protein zeste-like. The record is from RefSeq and is a predicted model, not a curated record. NCBI's taxonomy places the organism in Eukaryota, Metazoa, Arthropoda, Insecta, Diptera, Cecidomyiidae. Bases 115 to 876 code for a protein of 253 amino acids. The transcript is spliced from 8 exons.